Acaulospora morrowiae is the source of this 1178-nucleotide messenger RNA. The record is from the annotation of a GenBank genome assembly. NCBI's taxonomy places the organism in Eukaryota, Fungi, Glomeromycota, Glomeromycetes, Diversisporales, Acaulosporaceae.
ACGCCCGUACCAACGAAGAUUUUCGGCAACCAAGCAACAACACUCCCACCCGACCCCGAAAUAGUUUGCUCAGCAUGGAUGCCGACCAACUUCAGAAACUCUUGAACAACAUUACCCAGUUAUUCGAACGAGCUACAAUUGAUAUCAUCAAUGGCAGUAGGAAUGACGUAGCAGAGGUGAAACCGGGACAUUCAUCGGGAGUCUCGCAUGCCGCAAAUGAAACCCAAAACAGAAUCCUAAAGGUGAGGAAUGAUCGUCAAGGCAAGACCCGGGAGAAUGACAUAGCUACGAAACCAAUCAAGGAGGAACCAAAACGUACCUGUGCGGAGAUUCGAACAGCUAGCGAUGAAGACACCAGAGUGCCAAGUGAGAGGGAGCAAGUGGAAGCACCCGAAGGCAACGAGAGGAAUGCCAAGAUUGCAGAAGCUGGGAGCGAAUCAAGAGGUGACGAAAAGUCGGGAACAGAAGACGAUAACCCUGCGGAGACAAAGGAAGAAGUAAGGUUUGACUCUCGGGAUGAUAAGGACAAAAUAGUGAUGGUGCCGGUCGAUGCCAUCACAACCGAGAAAUGCGAAGAACCUAGUAGGAAGGAAUCUGACCCACGCAAAGCAAGAUCAGAUUGUCGCAAUGAUAAUAUCAUACUUGCUGAGCGAGAAAUCCACGAGGUUAAAUCAGAUCAUCUUAGCAGCCGUGAUAGCCCUACUGAUAGUGCCGAAAGCGAUAAUGACCGUGAUGGAAGACAUACCAUAGAAAUCGCCACGGACUAUUGUGAUCAAGAAGGAGGAGACGACACUGCCAAACGAGUGAAGCCAAUAAACCCUGAACCUGACCCCAGAAGAACUCCAUCAGCACACCGAGAAAUAGGAGUGCUACGGAAUGGGCGAAUCUGGAAAUGGUGGCAAAGGAAGGGAGACGAUGAAAUCACCAUGAUGCACCUGAUUAAGAGCAUGCCUAUGAAUACAUGGAUAAAUGCGCCUGCAGCGAAACAAUGGAGCUGUACCACUAUGUCACACCGUAAAGCUGUUGGACGAAGAAAAAGGUUGACAGAACACAUAAAGUUCCACUUAGAAUAUUUUGAAGAAAGGCACAGGAUCAUGAUGACGGCACGUAGGAGAAAGAAAGUCACUAAAAAUGAACCUGAUCUUAGGAACAUCCAACCUGCGAUAAAGGAAAAAUGU